GAGCAUUCAGGAUCAUAUCGAGAACCCUGAGUCUAUGCAUCAGGGCAAUAAGAAGCCCUAUGGAAGUGACAGAAGUAGUGCAAUGCCUUACAAAGCAUCUGCCUUCCCUGAUGCUCACCCUGAUUCAUUUUUUGAAGCGCCUCCAGUUCCUUUAUUCUUUGACUUUCUCAGAAUCUGUGUAUCCUUCUGUUCAUACACCUAUUUAAUUAUAUUUAAUAGCCAUUUUAUAAUACUUUCCCAAACACCGUGCUAUGUAUUCUAGAUCACCUCCUGAAUACGUCCUCUUUCAUUUAACGUGUUCUGGCACUUAAAAUUUUCAGGCUCUCUGUUGUCCCUCUUGGACUUACAACUAGCUGAAAAAUCAGCCAAGUUUCAUAGUCUGUUUCAUUUUUUUUAAUGAUAAUCAUAUUUUAAAAUAUUGGAUAUGAAUCCUAGGUCAGAUGAGAGAAUCACUACAUGACAUGUCAUUUUCAGUAAUCUAAUCGUUAUUUUUUCCCCUUCCUGUAAAAAUGAAUUUAGUUCAAUGAUGGGUGACAAAUAGAGACAGCAACCAAAAUUGUUAACAUUUUAAGAGAGCUGCCACAGUUGCAUUUAAUACACCACUGGAGAGAUCCUGACCUCGGGUACAGAUCUUAAUGUACAAGAAUUCAUAUUUUAAAAGUUUUCUGUCGGAAAUUUGGCUUCACAAACCACCAGAGCCAAACUGCAGAAGCUAACCUUAUUCCAUGAUUUCCCUGAUUUGUAGCCUUUUCAUUCAGUUUCUUGUCAAGUUUAUUGUACAGAUUACUCAUCCGCCCUCAUCCCAUUAUGUGAAUGGAGACAAGUUUAGCAAUGUACACAUUUUCUACGCUAUCAGGAAUUUCAUGUUUCAUGAAGUGGGAUUCUUUGCAUCUUUCACAGAAAUAAACUGUGUCUGCAGAGUGAACUGAACAUAACAAUAUUUUGAGAUAUUUCAAAUUCUGGGUCAGACUGGAAAAGGAGGGGGAAAAUAGAAGUGGUGUGUAAUCCUAAAAUUGAAAGAGUGGGUUUGCGGAGGCUUUGAAUUGGUGAAUGAAGAAUAGAACAAAUAGUUUAGGGAGAGUAUUCCAGAGUUUAUAACUGAAAAUUUACCAGUGAUAGUAGGGGAGGGGGUGAGAAUUUUUGUUACUUUGAUUUUUAACCUUGAUUUUGUUUUAAUUCUGAAAAUCAGUCAAAUGUCAUACCUAAAAGGCCAGGAACCAAUUUUUAUACAAGUCUGCCACCUACUGUUUGAUUGAGGUACCAAUUCAGCACUGUCGGUGGUUACAUCCAUUCCAGCCUUUAAUAAAGAUUAUUUUGGUUGCUGCGAUGAACAAUCCUACUUAGAAAAAUUAUUAGGUGAAACAGAUAUAAAGUACAGAUAUCCUAGCUAAAAUCAAUAACUAUAUAAGCAUUUUAAAUGCCAGAUUGGCUAACAAAUAUGAUAAAUUUGAGUUCACUGGGUCUUUUUGCAUUUGUAGCCUUUUCUACAUGUAUGCACAGAAAAAUGCUAUUUUCCACUGAGAGAAAUACAAACAGUAGUGCAACUGUAAUGGGUUAGAUGCUGCAGUCCCGUACUUGCAAGCACAGUGUAACAGCAGCAUCAAAAAAAGUUUACUCAAAAACUAAAGAGCAACUCUCUUCCAGCUGGCUUAUUCAUGUCGGCCAUUCAGCUAUUUGGUGGACAUAGCAAUCUAGCAUUCUACGGUCUAAACUUUACUACAGUUCAGUAGACAGCUUAAAUAUUUAACACGAGUAAACAGACAUGGGCUAAAUAAUCCCAUUUAGUUAUUAAUAUCUUGCUACCACCAGUAUAUGUAUAUAGACCAUGAGGAGUUAAUAAUGGCAAGGGGAGGGACAUAGUUGUUGCCCAGACUCUGAAAUUAUGGUUGGUCAACUCUUGCAACUGCCCAAAAGCAAAUGCUGCCAACUGGCACGUUCUCAGCUGCAGUAGCACAUGCUAAAGGACGCACUGAUAUUCAAUGCUGCUACCAUAAAGACUUUGUGGGAAAGAUCACAGUCUAGGGUCCUGCUAGUGCUGAACACAGAGGGGUGAUGCCCUGUGUAAAAGCCUCUCAAAUGCUUUACUGAUGCAUUGUUUAAGGAGGAAACGUGAGUGGUGUUAAUGCAUUGUAAGGGAACGUACUGAAUUGCUGGAAUAAUAUAUGUCCUGGUUGUAUUUGUUGUGUAUCUUAUAAAUAAAGUACAUUUGUGGGGGAAAAAAAUCUGCCCAAACACAUUCAUGCACAGGCACCCAAGAGUAAGGAGUAUAUGGAGUAAGCUGCCAGAGGAAAUAGUUGAGGCAAGUACAAUAACUGUUAAAAGACAGUUGGACAGAUAUGUGAAUAUAAAAGGUUUAGAAGGAUGUGGGCCAAACAUGAGCAAAUGGGACUAGCUUGGAUGGGAAUCUUGGUCAGCAUGGACCAGUUGGGCCAAAUGGCCUGUUUCCUUCCUGUAUGACUCCAAGUUAAAAAACAUACUUUGUGAGCAGAAAUUCUGCACUGACAAUUUUAGGUGAUCGUGGAAAUAUUCAGCAGAUCAAGCUGCACCUGUGACCAGUGAAAAAUAGUAAACGUUUCAGGUCAAUGACAUUUUGAGUUGCAAUAGGCACAUCGGGGAGGAAAUGCAAAAAGAACUUUUAGAAAAAUGAGAAAGAAGCUGGGGCUCUGGGCUUUUAUCAAUUAUCCUAAUAAGACGAGGCGGGGUUUUAGUGACUCUGCUUAGCCGGGCUCAGUAAACGUUUCAUAUUCUCACAUUAGGCGGAGCCUGCCCUUUGCACCGGGUGACACCAUCUCCAGAGCCCAUCGCAUAUCCAAUUCCUCCGCCCAUCCGCCGCAUUGGGACGGACCGUUGCAGCCACCGUCGCCGCUGACGACCCGAGAGGGGAGGGGAGGUGAGGUGAAGUAGGCCCGACCCGACCGCUGCACCGGUCUCCGGCCCAGGCCCGGCCGCUGCACUUGGGACCAGGCCCAGGCCCGGCCGCUGCACCGGUCUCCGCCCCAGGCCCAGGCCCGGCCGCUACACGGGCCCAGGGUCCAGCCCCGGGGACCGCACUAUGUCUUCACGGAGCCUGCGGAAGCUGCGCGGGGAGCGGGUACAGGAACCGCUGAGUCUCCCUGUGGAGCGGGGGGAGGAGGACGAGGAGCUGCCGCUGGAGCACGUCCCUCUCCGCAAACAGCGGAGGAAAAAGAGACAGAAAGCGGCGGCUGGCGAGCUGUACCGAGCGCUCAGUGAAAUUGAUGUUGAGAAUGAUGAAGCUUUUGAGGAACAUCCAACAGAAGAACCAAAUAAUAUAAACUUGACACUCAAGGACUCUGUGACUGAGGAAGAGGAUCAAACUGAAGCCACACAGAAUGCAGAAAAUGAAGAACUAGAAAAGAAAAACGAUGAAUUAGAAAAUCAGCUUGAUACUUUGCAGACAAAUUCGAGUAACAAACCGAAACGGAAAAAAAAGAAAAAGAAAAACCGGAACAAUACUGCUGAUGUCCAGGAAAGCGCUACUGAUGACAUUGAUAGCAUUCUGCAAGAAAUUCAGGGGCCUAAUGGUUUUCAUUACCAAACUCGCAGUCUUAGUGCAGAAGCAAGACCAUUGUUGUAUGUUGAACAUAGGAAUCUGAAUCCAGAGACUGAAUUGAAGAGAUAUUUUGGGGCCCGAGCAGUGCUUGGAGAACAAAGAUUAAGGCAGCGACAUCGCCAACUGCACAGGAGUACGUGGCUCACUACACCGAAAGAUGGUUGGCCACGAUACACUAAAACAGGAAUUUCUAUGCAACUACUGGAGACAAAGGGAGGAGCCCAGUAUUUCACCUUUGAACAUAGCCGUGAUUAUCAACAGGCUCAAUUCAAGUUCUUGGAUGCAGUCAAUUCUAUGGAUCCAAAUAAUAUUUUGGCUCUGCUCCAUGCCAACCCGCACCAUAUUGAUUCAUUAUUGCAAUUAAGUGACAUAUGCCGGAUGCAAGAGGAUCAGGAAAUGGCACGUGACCUAAUUGAAAAAGCACUUUACUGUUUUGAAAGUGCAUUUCACCCCACAUUUAGCCUGACCAGUGGAAAUAGUCGAUUGGAUUAUCGACGAGCUGAAAAUAGGUCGUUCUUCCUCGCACUAUACAAGCAUAUGGUGUUUCUAGAGAAAAGGGGCUGCCCGCGCACAGCACUGGAGUUUUGUAAGCUUAUCCGGAGUCUGGACCCUGAGAGAGAUCCACUUUGUGCUCUGUUGAUGAUUGAUUUACUGGCAUUGCGAGCACGAGAGUAUGCUUUUCUGAUUCGGCUCCAUGAGGAAUGGGAGUUCCAUUUGAAUCUGUCUCAGCUUCCUAAUUUUGCAUUCUCUGUUCCACUGGCCUAUUAUCAUCUUAGUCAACGAGAAGAUCUUUCAGACAUCGAAUGCACUCAAAAGCUGGAACGAGCUAAGCAUCUGAUACAAAAAGCUCUUAUAGUGUUUCCAAGUGUACUGAUGCCAUUACUGGAUAAGUGUGGUGUACAGGCAGACCAGGCUGUGCUAUCCCAUAAGUUUUUUGGAUUUGAAGUACAAACAAGGCAGCCAAGUGCACUGAAGCAGUUAGUAGCGCUAUUUGUUGGAAGAAAUUGGAUGCUCUGGAAAGAUGCAGGAAUCAUGACGUGGCUGGAAGAGAAUGUGAAGGAAGUUUUAAGAAGAGUAGAUGCAAAAGACCCACUUGUACAAGAGUCUGAGAACAAGAGAAGGAUUAGAUACCAGAAUGUACCCAGGAACAUCUAUCGUCACAUUAUUCUAUCUGAAAUAAAGGAGGCUAUUGCAACUCUUCCACCUGAAGUAACUGCUCAACCAGUGAUGGGUUAUGAUCCACUUCCUCCAUUAGACGGCAUCAUCACAUAUACUAGACCUGAAAGGGUAAAUCAAGCAGCAGAUGGAAAUGCUUUGUCCCUGUUCUUUCGAUCUUUGUUGCCAAAUUUUAAUCUUCAGGAGGACAGAAGACAGCAAGUGGAAGGUGAGGGUGCAGAAGUCCAACAUGAACUGAAUCAGGGAGUAAAUCGCCUCAUGGCUGCAAUGAGGGAUAUGUUGGCAAAUAUCCGCUUUCAGGAACCACCACAGGAGGAAUAUCAGGAUGGUGAUGGAGAAUGGGACUGAAAUUCCAUGUGUUAAAUCUUCAAUGAACUUUAACUUGCAAUGGUAACAACGGCACAUUCUAUGACCGCUAACAAAGAUCCACCACAGUUGAUGUAGAUACUCUUAUUAAAAGAUGAAGCAACUAUAUUUAGUUCUAUGGAAUAUUAUUGAUAGUACUUAUAAGUGCUAACACUAUGUUCAGUAUCAGUAAUUUUCCAAAAGAAUAGGGAAAAAGAAAAAUACAUAGCAACUUUAAAAAAAAAUGACAAAAAUAGCUUUUUAGUUUAAAAAAAAUUAGUAAGAAAUCAAGGUUUUUAGAUGAUUUUCAUUGAGGAGAAUUCAUGGUAUUGCCUAAAACUUCAGGUGGUAGGAACAGUUGCUAUUUUUGUACUAAUUGCAGUCUUAAUAUGCACAUAGAAAUAAGUAAAAUUAAGCUGAUAGCACUUCUGUAAAUUUUAGACCGUAAAAUAAAAAAACAAAAUGCAGUUAAUAUAAGAGUUCAAUUGUGUGAGAGCAAUUCAGUUCAUGGCUUGGAUUUACAGAAAAGGCUAAUUGUCUGAUUUGCCUAAAUAUAUACUUAAACACUACCAUAUCCUGCAAAGGUAGUGCCACAUCUCCACCUGCAAGGUUUAGGAAGAAAACUGACUAGGUCUACUUCACCUAAGUUUGUAGAAUGGAUGUGAAUAGAUGGUAUGUGGGGCCAUAUUGGAGUUUGCAGUCAAAAUGAUAAAGGAAUACAUUUAAGAAGAUAAAUCUAUUGGUGCAAGACCAGGAAAAUUAGAAUUUAACAACCAAAUUUGAGGCUUCUUGGAUUGUUUUCACAAAUUCAGUCUACUGGGUUCAUAAAAUAUAUUCUAUAAUUAAAAUUGCACUUAAAGUACACUGUUUUAAAUAUGCACCUGCCUGUUGGGUAGUCUUUAAUUUGUAAAUGAGAGACCUUGAUUAUAUUCACACUGUUUGGUACCAAAAAGAAAAGUUGUCAGCGUAGAUAGCUCUAACUGAGUACUCCGCAAAAGAAAAUGAACCAGCAAUUAUUGAAUGAAUAAUUCAUUCUCUAUCAGAUUUAACUAUAUAUAAAUGGCUUUAUCACUUUGGAAAAUACUACAACUAUUUCGGAUAUUUCAAAAAUGAAACUUGUAAUUUCAUUUUCUAUGGGAAAUGAGAACCUGAAUAAGAGGGGACAUUCAAAUUUUUGUCUUGGCUUUCAUCUUCAGUGUUGGCUUGUUCAACAAAUUAGUUGCAUUAGCAUCAUGCAGUGUUUCACAUAACUUUUAUUCUCAUUGAUCCUAAAGUAUUUGAAUGCUACAGAAUUGAAAUGCAUGAGUAACACAGCAGAAUUUUUCUGUAUAUGUAUGAGAUUUUUUCCAAUUCCCAAAGCAGAAAGAGUAAUAUUCAAUUGGCAAAUGUACAUUUAUAAUUAAUUUGUGCAACUGGCAGUGACAUUGUUAAUAUUAAACAAGAAAAGCAUUUUGGCUGUCAGAUUUCCUCCAUUAUAUGUUACGGUGGAGGAAAUCUGACAGCAACUUCUAGAGUACAUGCACAAUUCAGUACAGAAAUAGCAGCAUAUUUAAUAACUUCCUGCUUCCCCCCCCCCCCUCAGGUCUGCUAUCUUGUAACCCUCCCCAGUGCAAGAUACAAAACACAGUGAAGUAAUGAUAAUUUCAGGUAUAAUGCCAUAGAGUUAUACAGCAUGGAAACAGGCCAUUUCAUCCACUGAAUCUGUGUUGAUCAUCAAGCAUUCAUUUACACUAAAUUUACACUAAUCCCAUUUUUCCCCCCUGCAUUUCCCAUCAACUCCCCUCAGAUUCUACACUCACAGGAACAAUUUACAGUGACCAAUUAGCCUACUGACCCACACAUGCCUUUGGGAUGUGGGAAACACCCAGAGGAAACCACGUAUUCAUAGGGAGAACGUGCAAACCCACAUACAGAUAGCACCAGAGAUCAGGAUUAAACUGGUGUCACUGGAACUGUGCCCAAAAUUAUUCUUGGUCUUUUCUCUGCAUUUUUUUCCUUGCGCAAGUUUUAACUGAAUAUUUCAUAACAUACCAAGGCAUAAUUACUGCUUUAAAACUGUAAUUUUAUAUUCUCAUUUCAUUACACCUUAAAAUCACAGUGAUCAUAUCACAGAAGGAGGCUGUUUGCUGCACUGAAUCCAUAUUAGCUCUGUAUGUGUAAUUUGACAGGCCCUACUCUCCAACCUUCUCCCCAUGGGUCUGCACUUUCUUUCCCGGCAAAUUCUUAUCCAGCUCCUUUUUCAACACCAAAGUUGAAUCUCGGUCCACUACCAUGACUGCAUUCCAGAUCUUAUCCAGUGGCUGUGUAAAAAGAAAUAAUUGUGUUGCAUCACUUUUAUUGUCCUUAAUUCAGUGUUGACCACAUUGUCAAUGGGAAUGUUUUCUCUCUGUGUAUAUGCUUCAUGAUUUUAAUUGACUUUAUUAGAUCCCUUUAUUCCAAGGAGAAUAACUCCAGCAUCCUGAGUCUAUCCAUGUUACUAAUGUCCCAUAACCCUGGAAUCAUUUUGUUAAAUAUUACCUGCAAUCUCUCUAAAAAGGCUUCACUUCUUUCUCAAAGAGUGACAGUCACAACAGGACAUUAAUUAGUUGUGCCUGAACUAGUGUGGGCUUCCUCUAAUUAAUCCACAUUUCACCAAGUGACUGCUAAAUUCUGCCCAUGAUUAUUGUUUCUAGAACAUACCCACCACUGAAGUUAAACUGACUGCUGUGCAGUUAUUGGGUUUAUCCCUAAACAGUUUUUUGAACAAGGGUAUAACAUUUUCAGUUUUCCAGCACUUGGACACCAUCCCUGAAUCUAUACAUACUUGGAGGUUUAUAUUCAGUGCUUCUGGAAUGUCCUUCUGUUACAUCUCUCAGCAACAUAGGAUGCAUCCUAUUGGACCAGGUGGUUUACCCACUUGUAAUGCAGCUAGCCUUUCUGAUACCUUCUCUUUAUGAAUUUUUAGCCCAUCCAUGAUCUUAGCACAUCUUACAUUGAUGAGACGCCGAAAGACUUUCCUUGGUAAAGACUGACGCAGGUUACCUAAGCUGUGCUCUCUGCCUGACUAAUAAUCUACACUCUACUUUUUAGUCUCUGAUCGUCUUUGCCACACUUCUUGCAACCUUUCUUUUCCUGUUUGUAUGCCUAUAGAAUAUUUCUGAUCCCCUUAUUUUGUUUGCUGCAGUUCUUUUCUCAUGCUUUCUCUUUGCCUUUAUUUCCUUAUUUUGCUUUUCUGAAUUGUCUGUAAACAACUUGGCUUUCACUCAUGUUGACAACCUGGCAUUUGUCAUUUGGCUUUUUUAUCUUGCUUUAUUUUAUUCUCAAUCAGUUUGAUCAUCCAGGGUCUUCUCGUUUUAAUGUCCCUACAUUUUUCCCUUGAAAGAAUAUAUCCAGACCAUAGCUGAAACGCCUCCAUCUUCAAAGGCCUGCAUAUGACAGUUUUACUUGCCAAGUUUUGAUUCCAAUUUACCUGGGCCAAUCCUUAUUGGCCCUUCUCCAAUUGACCAUUGGCAUUCAUGGGGGUGCUGGUUGUAUGAAAAUUGUUCCAAAAAAUUACUGUAAAUCACACAAUAUCUAUGCAUAAAUCUUAUCAUAUGUCAUCUCCUUAUCCUUCUAAAUAACAAUGUUUUACAUUGCAAUUCCACAUAAAAAUACAGCAAAUCAAAUGAAUGACUGUACUCACCAUCACAAGUGCCACAUCUUCAUAGGAUGUUUCUGCUAAUCAGCCUACAACUGUACAGCCCUUGUGUAUAAAUGUAAAUAAAUAAAAAAUGUCUUUUCACACUU
Molecule: messenger RNA, 8857 nt
Organism: Pristis pectinata (smalltooth sawfish)
Lineage: Eukaryota; Metazoa; Chordata; Chondrichthyes; Rhinopristiformes; Pristidae
Gene: tcf25
Product: transcription factor 25 (basic helix-loop-helix)
Exons: 18
Coding region: 3053-5095 (680 amino acids)
Cellular component (GO): RQC complex
Molecular function (GO): protein binding
Source: RefSeq, a predicted model, not a curated record